ACCUUAUAAUAUUUCGACUUUAGUACUUAACUUGACUGCGACACAACAAUGAGUGCUGGAAAAGCCACGGAAAAUCGCGAAAUGAUAAUUCGCUCAAUUUCACUGCCUGUAAAACCAAAUCCUCUCGAAUCGCGACCUUUGUCCCGAUCCCCGAAACAGGAAAAGGUCAACGAUAACGAAACCGAUUACUACCCGGAGAGUCCCAGCUGCUUGCGGCGACUUCAAGCAAGGCAUACACCUGGAGACAACUUGGAAACGGAGAGUCGCAGUGACCAAAAUUUUCCUUCCACCUUUGAUUGGGCGGGCAGUACUAUUGAGCUCAAUCCUGCUACUGAGGAUGACGGUUUGCGACGCAUUAUGCAUCGGGUGAUGGAGAAAAAUGGACGCGAGAACGUUGUGUUUCGCCGUAUACCAGAAAAGUCCCGGCGCUAUAUGCGCGACGUCAUCAAUACCCUGAUCGAAUUAAAGUGGAUAUAUAUGCUGACUCUAUUUCUGAGCAGCUUCUUUCUCAGUUGGAUAUUCUUUGGCGCACUAUGUUAUAUGGUAGCCUAUUACCAUGGAGAUUUUCUCUUCGACGCUAUCAGUGGGGAACGUCUGGGAGAGGGCAGCGAGCCUUGUAUUUACGGAGUUACCAAUUUUGUGUCAAUGAUGCUGUACUCGAUUACAACCCAAACGACACUUGGCGGUGGACAAUACGCGAGCGAGGAAUGCCCGGAAACUAUUUUUCUUUAUAUCAUGCAAAUGAUGUGUGGAGCUGCCAUUGAGGGAUCUAUGAUCAGCAUUGUUUAUGCGAAAACGAUGCGUCCAGCCAAGCAAUGGACCAAACUCAAGUUCAGCGAUAAGGCAGUGAUUUGUUAUCGCGAUGGAAAACUAUGUUUGUUAUUUCGAGUAUGUGAUCCGCGUGAGCGACAAUCCAUCGACUCCAAGAUUCGUGUCUACAUGAUUGUGGACAAACACACACACGAAGGGGAGCUCGUUAAGACACACACGGAACUGAAGCUGGAGGGAAAUGGCGAACAGUUGAUUGUCUGGCCUGACAUUGUAUGCCAUGUGAUCGAUGAGACGAGUCCACUGUAUAUUUUCGGCAGUGCCAAGAGGUUUAAUGCAGCUCAAUUUGAAUUAUACGUGACAAUUGUGGGCACAUCUCCGACUACGGCUCAAAUGACGGAGGCAAAGACAUCGUACGUUCCACGAGAGAUCUUCUGGGGUCAACGUUUUGUCAAUAUUAUCCAUUAUGAUGCAACCAAUGAGCGUUAUAUUGUGGACUAUGAGAAUUUUAAUACAACCAUCUCGGUGGACAUGCCCGUUAAUUUGACUGCCGCACAGUUAGAAUUGAAAUUGGAGAAUUCGGAUACAAUUUAAAUCUAUUAUUCUUCAAAAAACAUUACAAUAUAAUCACAAUAAACAAAUCAAUUUUUGAAAUAU
This is a messenger RNA of Drosophila innubila, 1425 nucleotides long. Its product is annotated as inward rectifier potassium channel irk-1-like. Lineage: Eukaryota; Metazoa; Arthropoda; Insecta; Diptera; Drosophilidae. The transcript has 6 exons. Gene Ontology annotation, molecular function: inward rectifier potassium channel activity. Gene Ontology annotation, cellular component: plasma membrane. Bases 49 to 1362 code for a protein of 437 amino acids. The record is from RefSeq and is a predicted model, not a curated record. Gene Ontology annotation, biological process: regulation of monoatomic ion transmembrane transport; potassium ion import across plasma membrane.